Molecule: messenger RNA, 6630 nt
Organism: Anastrepha ludens (Mexican fruit fly)
Lineage: Eukaryota; Metazoa; Arthropoda; Insecta; Diptera; Tephritidae
Gene: inaF-D
Exons: 3
Coding region: 1198-2229 (343 amino acids)
Source: RefSeq, a predicted model, not a curated record
CGACGGAGGAAUCAGUUCAGUUUGAUUCUGUUCGGUUGAGUUGAGUUCAGUUGCAGUUUGUUGUCGCGUCGGAGAGCACAUACCAAAAAGUUUCGGCAAUCAAAAACGGAUGAAAAUUUUUGAAUUUUUUUUUUUUGGAUAAAUUUUAUUACGCCAAAAAAAGAAGAAUUCGACGUGUGAAUGAGAAAUGAAAAAUAAAAAUAUAUAUAAAUAUAACGGAAAAUAGUAUUACUGAUAUGCAAAUAAGCGGAAUAUAAACGCACAUCGAAACGUAGCACAAACACACACACACAUACACACCUAUACGUAUAUACAUACAAAUAUAAACUCAACUAAAAUAAACGCAUCAAAUGGCAGCCAUACAAAUCUAAUUACCGAAUAUUAAAUAAAAAUAUAUAAAUAAAUAUUCGAAAGCACAAAAAAAUCAAUGACAUGCACCAAAAUGUUAAACACAACAAAAAACACCGAAAAGCAGCGACAAUAAGUAGUAAAUUUAACAGAAAAACAGCUUCAAAAAUUGUUAAAAAAGAAAAAAUCGGAUCGUAUACCUUCACUAAAUCGGAACAAUCCAUAUAAUUGCAUUUCAACGAGACUUUCAACAUAUCAAAAGCAGCAAAAGCGCAAAGCAGAUAAGAAGACAAGAAGAGGAGAGAAGAGAGAAGAUAGGACAAAUAGCAAUUAAUUGCAGCAAUUUAACACAUAAGGACACUUUACAACAACUUUAGCAGCGAAUACUAAUAACAGCGAAAACUAAUAACAGCGAAAACUUUUGAUGGCAAAAACAACAAAAAUGUCAACAACUUAAACAAUAAGAUGGUACUAUAGCAAACAACAAUAACAACAAUAAUCGCAGUAAUCAUAGUAACAGCAAUUUGAAAUCAAACAACGACUACUUUUAAUCCUUCAAAGCACACACACACACGCACCCAUGCACCCAUGCACACAUACUUUCGCAAAGCAAACAAACGCACUUAACAGCCAACACUAAAACAAUUUACGCCACCGACCACACCCGCACGCACGUACGCAUAUACACAAGCACACACACACAGACACAUACAAAGUAAGGAAACAAGCAUAACAGCUGGCUGGGUUGGUGUGCGAGUGCAUUUUAACAACAAACUUAUUCGUUGGUUCGCAAAGUCGCGCUAAGCGCGUCAAACAACCGCAAAACUGGAGGAGACCGGCGGUAGCGCGAUGAGUUCAAAAGUCAGUUCGUUGGAGGAGAAAGUGAAACUCCCGCCAACGGAGACGAUAAGCCGGUGUUAUCAGCCACCAGGCAAGAAUCGUAAAGUCAUCCGUAUACUUACGGUGGCGGUGUAUGUGCUAUGCGUCUCGUUGGCGGCGAUUAUGUUGUCGCUGUACUACAUCUUCAUUUGGGAUCCAACCAUUAGACCCUUUGUCACUAAGGGCAACCAAUGUGACAAAAUUGUGAUACCAGAGAAAAUCGCCAUACGCCUACUCAAUUCAUCGGAAGUAACCGCCGAGCAAUUCUACAAACACAUACUCGAACAAUAUCGUCUACUCAAUCAGCUACAACAGCAACGACAACAAUUUCUACAAAAACAACAUCUGCAUCUACAACAACUUGCAGCCGGCAAUAAAUUUCAAGAGAUCUUCGCCACAGCGACAAUAAUACAAGCAAAUCCAAAUGAUCCGAUACUUAAACCGGUCACACCCACAAACGGUACCUUCCUACUUGAUCCAUCGCGUCCCAUAGUGAAUAACAUCGAGCCGCGUAUACCCAUAUUGGAUACAGCGCAAGCGCCAAUACCUAUACUGGCACCCGCUUCAGCGCUUGCCACGGCAUCUUCUUCGGCGACGGCGUUGACAGCGGCCAAUACGAGUAACGGACACAACAAACGUAAAUCGCAUCGCAAGCAUUACAACAAUAACAACCAUCAUCGGCACACAUCACGCAAGAAUCAUCGAAAGACCGCUACAGCAGUCGCAGUUAACAACAAUGCGGAUAACAACAAUAACAACAAUGACUAUGAACCCGAGCCAUUUGUAGUGGAGACGCCACCAAUGAAUCCGCCCAUAUUGUCCGUCGUGCAGGAGCCUUACACACAGCUGCCCAUACCGUUAGUUCUAAAUUCGCGUGAGGAUAAGCGUCCGUUAUAUUAUACACAUGGUGAGCGUAGGGGCGGAGCGCGAAAACGGGUAGGUUACGAUACGCAGACAUAUAUGAAUCCGCUGCUGACCGGAGAACUAAUUUUCGAGAAAUAAAAAGCUGAGAUGCGGAGGUAGCCAGAUCGUUAAGACGAAGUAGGGGGUUAGAGGGAAGCAGGAAUACAAAACAAAAAAAAUUACUUUACUUUAACAGACGCGCAGGGUUGGGAUGCAAAGCAUAUUUACAUAGAUAAGCAAAGCAAUAAAUGGUGGUGCGCCGAAAAAUCACAAACCGGGUCAAAAUUGGAUCAUAACCGAUACAAAUAACAACAAAUACUGCCAUUAUUGCCGCCCCAAAACUACAAUGACAGCAGCAGAGCUAUCAUAAUAACUGCAUUGCUGCGGCGACUACUGCUGCUGCUACGGCUGCAAACACCACAAAUACGAGUAACUAUGAAAAAAAUCAGAAAACAAUAAGCAAAACAAAGAGAAAAAACAACAACUAGAGCAUAUAUAGCAAAUUUUUGAAUGUGUAGCAAUUAGUGAUGAAAUAACAACAAAAAACUGAAAAAUUGAAUACCUUAAAAACCACAAAAAAAUCUUAUAUAUCCGUAUACCCAACAAACAAUACACUUGUAAUCGUCUGUAUGUACUGUUUAUACUCGUAUUGUAUGUUUAUAUACUAUAAUCGAAGAAAAAAACCUUCCCGCCUAUACACCAAAAUCACACCACACCACUUUAUAUCUACGUGCAUGGUUCUUAGCCCAUUUGAAGCAGCAUAACAACGCAUAGAAACGCAUAAAACCGCAUGAAAACGCAUUUAUUAUACACCAACACCACCACCACUCGCUAUCACUUUUUCACUCACUUCGCCUUCACCGCCACCACUUGUCACUUUUCACUCACACUCACACCUCACUUGCCCUUUCACCAGUUAUACACGCGCGCAUUUUCUAGUGAAGAAUUUAAUCACCAAAUCGAAUCAAGUACACCACCAAUAAAAAAAAACACCCCAACAAGCAUUUCUGUAAGUGUUUAAAUAAAAAUGUAAAGUAAGUUUGCUAUGGUAACUGUUAAAAAAGUUCUUUAGUUUAAGUUUGUUUUAAGUGUUUGAACAUGAAAAUCGUACUUUGUAAGUAUUGAGAGCAAAUGUUUAAGAAUCACUUAACUUUGAAAGUGAAAUACAAUUGUCCUCUCAUGAAGCGGAACAUAAAGGGUAAUCAAUUUAGAGGUAUUGGAUUUUUAAUUGAAAUAAAACAACGAAAACACCCAUUCAUGAGAUUUAUUUUUUAAAUAUAAUCCCUUUCAAAUGUUGGCCGCAACUGUGCCGUAAUUCGGUCAUCCGUAAACACCAAUUUUGAAUGACUCGCGACUCGCUGGAGGACUUCGGUCGGUAUCUCAUGAAUAACUUUAGUAAUUUUGACUUCCAAUGCCUCAAUCGAAGCUGAUUUAUUCACAAAUCAUUUGCUAUCCAAAGGUCCGAUAUCGCACGAUCUUGGUAGCAAAUCUACUCGUCCGAGUCGAGAGAUGAAUUGCUCACCGAAACGACGACGCAGUAAAUCCAUUGUUUCACGGACUGUAUGGCAAGUAGCGCCAUCCUGUUGGAACCAAAAGUUGUGGAGAUGGCAUAUUUCGAUUUCCGGCAUCAAAAAAUCGUUGAUCAUGGCGCAAUAGCGUUCGGCAUUCACUGUUGCUUUGGCGCCAGCUUCAUAUUUGACGAAAUAUGGGCCGAUGAUUCCUCCAGCCGCACCAAACGGUUGUUUUCAGUGGAUAUAUUGACUGUUCUUGAAUCGUUUCGGGUUUCUCUUCAGCCCAAAUACGACAAUUUUGCUUAUUAAUGUAGCCAUUAAGCUAAAAAUGAGCCUCAUCGCAGAACACCAUAAAUUGGCCUGAACGAGCGAUGAACACUUUUCAUAGAACGUCGAUUUCCGUAACACAAUUAUACGAUUUGUAAACAUUGCUGAGGCGUAAGUCUUUUCAUUAUGAAAUGUCAAUAAAUAUUGAAAAAAAUUAUGUAUAUAGUGAGACAGUGGUCAAGCGCGAUCUGUCAAAAAACCCUAUUGGAAGAGUACCUCCAAUCUGAUCACUCUUUAUAAAAUUUUUCCACAUGCAAAUGAAGCUUUAAAAUAAUUAUAAAAAGACGAAGUAUUUGUAAAACGUUGUGGUACAAAAUAAAUAGAAAUUUCGUACUUAAAAAAUGAGAAAAAAGCUAUGAGAAAAAAAUUUCAAUUUACUUGGGAAUAGUGAAAUCUGGUAUGAACCAAUAGAACAAAUAAUAAUGUUCAGUAUAGUCAAGCGUUUGCUGUGUCAAUCGGUGGAUCUUUCGAUCUUUCAAGUGAUGAAUUCUCCAAACGUGGUUUGCCUACGAUUAUUCGUAUUCUUUUGUGGACGAGUUGAAAGAACACACACUUUUUUAUGUCGACUUACAUGCAAAGCAACAACACAGCUUGUAGAUAUAAAUAUAUUAACCCAGUAGAAUCCAACCAGUGAUGACAGGCAUUCUGGAUCAAAUUUCUCACAGAAAUCGUGCAAAAUAUCUAAAUUACCCAAAUCGAACAAUUUCAGAAAGAGUGCAAAAUACAUUUUCCAGUCAUAAGAAGUAAUAUUAAAUACAUACAUAUGUAUAUAUUUUUUAUUGGAAAAAGUUCAACGCUUUUGGUUUUUAUAGGAAAAUGAAAGCAACAUUUGGAUCUGAAAACUGUAAAUCUUCGAAAAUAUCAUAAAAAGAUAAAUAAAUAAAAUAAAAAUAAAAUAAAAUUAUAUGAGAAACAAAAAUUGGAUUUCCAGCGAAUUGCCAAAAAAUUAACUUUAUGAAAUACUGAAAAUAUUGAUAUUGAUUGUAAAUAGAGCGCAAUGAACGAUUAAUUAUCUAAGAGGAGCGAUUAUUCCUAGUAGAAUUUUGAUAAACUGUGCAUUGAUAAUUGUGUUACCAGAAAAUCCCUUUAAAUGUACCUUUUUCCCUUUAAAUAAUUUUCGCAAAUAGCCACAAUCUGGCAUCAAUAUUUAAUUAUGGCACUAUUGUGAUUGGAACAUUUCCUUUCGAACGUCAUUUGAGGCGCUUUCGAUUCGCCAUUUCUCUGCUCGCUAUGUUUGGGCUGUGCUCACUUGACGAAAGCAACAACAAAGUUAUCGAGCAAGAUUCGCCCACAGCGCCCUUACAAAAGUUAUAUAAAUCACUAUAUCUAAUUGUUCUUUUUGUUUUUUUUUUUUUUGUAUAUCAGGCAGGUUUCAUUAGACCGCAUUCAUAAGGGCCAACUUUUGUUGUUCGAACUCGUAUCUAGUGGAGAGCACCGAGUCGCUCGUGCUCGGUGAACACACUUUGAGUUCUUGGUACUUCUCAAUUUUGUUGGUUGUUGGCUGUAGACUAAAAACUAAAAGAACGAAAAGAAAAUACGCAAAGUUGAAGCAUCAAAAGUUUCCCUGUAUGAACACGAUCUUACUUAUGCUUACCAAGUGCUUCUAAGUAAAUAAAUAAAUAUAUAAAAGAUCAUUUUUGACAGCAGUUUUCCAAUGUUACCAACAUAUUGUUAUUUAUGCCAGUUCCCUCAUACAUUCCCCACUCGCUCACGCAUUCCCCACGCUCGCAUUAAUGUGAAUUGUGAAUCACUGACCGUUUAUAAUAAGGCCGCCAGCAACUCGUAUACAAAAGAACCCGGCUAAUAUUUGUUGAGCAACUGGGAAUGAAUUGCGUACAUUCUUGGGGCAUAAGAAUAAACAUUUACCUUUGGAUGUUACCAUACGAAAACCAAUAGGUUCCACACUUAUUGUACGGAAGAAAAUAUUGCUAAACAAUGAUUUAUAAAAAAAUUGUGUUUUAAACAUUUAUUGUAAGUUUAUACUCACACGCUUACAACCGGGGUGCCGUUACGAUUAUAAUACGCGUACUUUCAAGCGUUUUAUAAAUGAAAAAUCAGCGCUUUGUAAACUUAAUGUUUAUUAGAGUAAACUUAAAAAAAUCUCACUUUAUGUUUAUUUUGCUUGUUGGGGAAAAAAAUUAAAAAAAAAACAAUAUCAAAUUACAUAGUUCUUAUAUGUAUACCAUAUGUAUGUAUUGUUGACUUAGGUAUGGCCUUAAACAAUGGCUCAAGCGCCAAAGUGGUCAGAUGCGAUGAAUUGCGAGAUGAAUUGGUAGUUUGGGUAAAUGCCGGUCGUCUAAAACGAAGAUAGUGGCGAGAAUUCUAGAUGUCCAGAGCAGGAGGUAGAGCAAAAAUGCAUAGCGGAAACAUAAUACAUAGACAUACUAUACAUAUACUAUGUACUUAUGUACUUUACAAAUAAAGCAAUGAAUAUGAAGAACUGCAAAUGAAAGCCUUUAAGUACCAACUACAUACAACUGGCAGCUGCAAGCAGCAAAAAACAAAGAACAAAGAAGAUAAGAAGUAAUCGCAUUACGUAUGUAGUUGCAGUAUCGUAAUUAUUAUCAAAAGUAAUUUAAAAGAUGAAUACCAAACAAUAAAUUCAAAUAAGUUGAAAAAAUGUGUAAUGAAAUGUAAUGAAACAAAAGAGGAAGAUUUUCAA